Messenger RNA from Ixodes scapularis (black-legged tick), 558 nucleotides. Its product is annotated as zinc finger MYM-type protein 1-like. The transcript has a single exon. Bases 1 to 558 code for a protein of 185 amino acids. The record is from RefSeq and is a predicted model, not a curated record. Lineage: Eukaryota; Metazoa; Arthropoda; Arachnida; Ixodida; Ixodidae.
AUGAAGCAGCAGCAAGAGUCCAGGGACGCCCUUUGCGUCAUUGUGAGCUCUAUUCAGUACCUCUGCCGCACAGGUCAGGCUCUGCUUGGGCACACUCUACAGGACGGCAACCUAGUUGAUUUAUUAGAGGAACGCUCCGAGGAUGUGCCUGCUCUUAAGACCUGGUUAACUCGACGAGACAAGUGGCUGAGCAGUGACAUCCAAAAUGAAAUAAUCAAAAUCAUGGCUCACAAACUGCAACGCGACAUUGUAGAAGAGGUGAAAAGGAGCCCUUUUUUUGGAAUCAUCGCUGACGGGACAACCGAUGCUGCCGGAGACGAGCAGUUUACUCUAUGCCUGCGUUGGGUCGAAAAUGCGUCAUUGGAGAUCAAGGAAGAGUUUAUUGGGGUUUAUAGCCCUCCAGACUCUAAGGCUAACACGCUGUUCAUGGCAGUCAAGGAUAUGCUCGUUCGUCUAGGGCUGGACUUCAGUAGUUUGCGAGGACACUGCUUCGAUGGUGCGGCAAACAUGUCUGGGCGCUUCUCUGGUGUUCAGAAGAAAAUAAGCGACAUUCAGUAG